Penicillium argentinense is the source of this 1743-nucleotide messenger RNA. Its product is annotated as putative regulatory factor Sgt1. The transcript is spliced from 4 exons. The record is from RefSeq and is a predicted model, not a curated record. NCBI's taxonomy places the organism in Eukaryota, Fungi, Ascomycota, Eurotiomycetes, Eurotiales, Aspergillaceae. Bases 1 to 1743 code for a protein of 580 amino acids. Gene Ontology annotation, cellular component: nucleus.
AUGGCGACCGAGGAGGACAUCGCGUGGUUCAGGUCCACCUUCCGCCCAAUCCCCAGACCAGAGCUCCCGGAGGACUCUACUCGCGCACGAUUGCUGGAGGUUCAGCGCACAGCAGCAGAAUUGAUCAAGGAUUUGCUCAAGGACUACAUAUGGCAGCGUGAAAAAUUCUUUUUGGAGUUUGCGAAGGAUGAUGGAAUCAUAUCGCUCCACGGCCGCACCAACUAUGGAGACUCUAUCGAAGAUGAAUGGGUAAUUGUGUAUAUCCUGCGCGAGUUGACUAAACGACACAAAGAUAUCUGGGUCAAAGUCGUGGACAGUGAUGGCGAGUUCCUGCUCGUCGAGGCUGCGGCAACGCUCCCUGCAUGGCUAGAGCCCGAAGUCGCAGACAAUAGGGUCUGGAUUCACCAAGGAGACCUUCGAAUCAUUAAGCCCAAAAAAAAUGUGAAACGGAAGAUCACAGAGAAACUGUCGUUUUCGGAGGCCAAGAGGAUCAUACAGGAAGAACCAGACCGCCUGAUGAAGUCUGUCAUGAUACAAGAAGAGGCCUUCUACCGACUGCGCAACUAUCCCAAGCAAAUCCCCGAAAACCUCCAUUCCGCGAUAAUCACGAUUCCUCGCAAAGUCGCGUACCUUCUGCACAAAAAGCCAGCAUACAUUUCUCCUGCUGUGGAGGCUUUCUACGUCCGUGAUCCAAUUGCUUUGCGACCCCUUCGUGCCCAAGAUGCCUCCGAUCUUACCUUCAAGCCUGAAGACAUGGUCACAGUUAGUGUUCGGUUCACGCGAGUUGGAUACGCCCAGUUGAAGAGCCAAGAAUUUCCCGUACCCCGAAGCUGGGCGGGUAAACUGCCCCCGAUCAACGAAACGAAAGCCCAUACCCGUGCAGAAGCCGGAAUGAAGCUUUCAUGCGGAUUUGAAAUGCUGCUCUACGACCCACACCACCAAGAUAAAUCCGCUGUUCGUGAAAUGAAGAUGUUGUUAGAAGACGUUGAAGCGGGCGAUGAGGCACUUCCUUCCGACGAAGAGAUUGAUAAGACCUGGGACAAGCGUGAGGACGAUGAGAAAUGGAUGGAUAUCAAUUUUCAAGAUCUUGACCAGGAAUUAAAGGGCAAGGGCAAGGACAAAGAAAGAGACGCUGGAAACUUUGGCGAUGCAGGUGCCCAGGAAAACCUUCAGCGGAUCGUGGCCCGUUUUGAAGAAUUCCUCAAUGAUACUUCAGCUGGAUUCGAUGGAGCCGAUCUCGACGCCUAUGCCACGGACUCCGACGUCGAUGCCGAGGACUCUGAUGCGCCGAGCGACUCGGAAGAAGACGAGGAGGCUUCCUUUGACGAAGCAGAAUUUAACCAAAUGAUGAAGGAGAUGAUGGGCAUGCCAUCCGGGUCCGGUCAGGGACCAUCGCUCGACACGCAUCUACGAAACCGAAUACGAGAUCUUGAUUCCGAUGACGAGGAAGAUAGCUCGAAGCAGAUCGAUGAAUUAUCCCAGCGGAUGGAGGCUGAACUCAAAGGAACUGGCGUCUUGGAUUUGAAUCGCACGCAACAGAAACUGGCAGCCACGAAGCAAUCAUCCAAAGAAGCCGGUGGACCAUCUACAGCCGAUGUGGAUGAGGACGAGGACGAAAACGUCAACAUCAACCUGGCCAAGAAUUUGAUGGAAGCUCUCCAAGGACAAGCCGGGACGGCGGGACCCGCUGGCAAUAUGCUGUCGAUGAUGAACUUGCGCAUGCCCAAGGAUGACCGGGAGUGA